AUGUCGACGUAUUGGGGAUCCAUCCUUCUCGAACGAUCUGUAAUUAACCCCGAUUGGCCUACGGUAGGAAUUCGGCAACGAGUCAGCAGGGAACCAUUGACUGAGGAGGAACUCAGGAAAAGUCCAUUCGGUAAAUAUUUGAAAGAUGUUCAUCGGGUGAAAGGUCCCCAAACGAAUUCCACAUGGGACUCAGGUAGACCCGAUGGGUCGUCAAUGAACAGCAGUUCAGGAACAAAUAGAGAACCUCAUGGUGCACUACAUCGAAUCAAUUCCAAAUCUCUACCUCAAAUCACCAAACCCCUAUGCGAGUUUAGAGGCUGUGAUUCUUGCGAGGUUUGCAAGAAGGGAACGGUAACGAGCCGAAUUUAUUUUCCAGCUACAGCAUUGAAUUCGAGGACUGCUGGAAGCCAGCAAAAUGUGAAAGCGGACAGAGACGAGGACGAGGAAUACGAUGAGAUCAUUUCGAGGAACAACAGUCGAUUUACUCCCCAAGUGACGUCAACCAUGGCACCUGCCACAAUACCGAGAUCCACAAGAGAAAAUGCCCCAACGAAACUUUUCGAUCAGAAACGACUAGCCCCUAGUCCACCACCACGAGGAAUUCCCGUUCGGAAACCGCCCAAGAAAGAACAUUUAGAUUUUUCACCUGUGACUAUGAUCAGUUCUGUAAUGCCUCCUGAAAUUAGUGAAUCGUCCAGUGAAAGCUCUAGUACCGAUUCAACUGGUAUAAGUUUUGAAGUAAAACCACAUGUAGAACUGGUUAACAGAACAUCUAUGGAUUCUGGUGUGGGAGAUGAUGAAGAACCGAAAGUGACGAGAUUGUAG
Messenger RNA from Haemonchus placei, 825 nucleotides. NCBI's taxonomy places the organism in Eukaryota, Metazoa, Nematoda, Chromadorea, Rhabditida, Trichostrongylidae. The record is from the annotation of a GenBank genome assembly.